Molecule: messenger RNA, 1203 nt
Organism: Venturia canescens
Lineage: Eukaryota; Metazoa; Arthropoda; Insecta; Hymenoptera; Ichneumonidae
Exons: 6
Coding region: 595-1203 (202 amino acids)
Source: RefSeq, a predicted model, not a curated record
AGAACUGGUGAGAAAUUUUCAUGGCGAAACCGAAAAAAAGUAUCAUCAAGCAUUGUCAACUUGUUUGGCAAACUCAAAAGACUGGCAUGGUCAGAGGAACUUGCGUCGUCCGGGCAGGAAUAUCGUUUAAUAGAGCGUCUAAAAACAUUCUAUCUCAUAAAACAUCUCAUUUUUCUAAAGGAUACGCAUAAUUUGCGUAGAUUGCGAGGUACCCAUUUGAUUAGAUGUUCGCGUUAAUCCUCUUUAAACAUUGAAGUCAUUAUUCGGAAAUAUUAAGAUCGUUUCUUUCAGAAAAGGACUGGAAAAGGAAGAGAUAUGAGAAUCCUAGUAUGGAUUUAUAUUUGAGUCUGAACUCAAAAUGAGGACAGGGGCAUCCUCUGCAGGUCCCGAAUAAAUAUUCUAAGUGGGCUUCUUUCAUGGGUCCACAUUUGGCCCUAACGAUUUUGUUCGGGUACAACCGGGGCAUUCUAUGUUGGUCCCGAUUAUUUUUCCCUUACGGGGCCCGCUUACGAGAGCGUGACCGUCCUCUACAGGAACCAAUUAUGUUUCCUCAUUAGGACCCUGACUAGAUUAUGGAAAUUUAACCAGGCCCCUAUGAAAACCCCGGUAAAUUUUCUACACGGGAGAGCAUUUCUUCGUGCACUCAUCACUGGUUGCAGUAUUCAUUAUGACCGGGCUAUACUUAAAAAAGUGAAGGCACUGCACCUGACGCCUAUAAUUAGACAAAAUAACGAUGCAAAACUAUUUCUUAAGAAAAUUAUGGCGCUCGCUUACUUGCCGGCAACGAAAAUUCCAAACGAGUAUGCUACUCUGAAAAAUGUCAUUGAAACCUACAAUAGCAUACUGAAGGACCAAAUGGGGCAACAUCCGUCAGCCUGGGACUUUAUAGGCAAAAUCAUCAAGUUAACAUCGAAAGCCAGAAACGACGUGGAGAGUUUAAAAUCGAACAAGAGAAUUCGGCGACAACCGCGGUAUUCAACAAUCUUCAGGCGGAGAGAAUUAACGAAUGCAAACCUGAAAGGUCACAUAGACCAGGUACUGAUGCGGCUUCCAGAAGAGAAUUCCGAAGAUGAAGUACCAUUAGAAGAAAGACCCGAAGUCAUGGUGACAGGUAAGUCAAGCAAUAAUAGCAUGACGAACUGCAUAAAAAACAUCCGGGGGUCAAAGUUGUUCAAGGUCAUUCAAGAUCAAAAAGUGACAUGA